Messenger RNA from Pongo pygmaeus (Bornean orangutan), 11877 nucleotides. It is a transcript of the gene SOX6, whose product is annotated as SRY-box transcription factor 6. The record is from RefSeq and is a predicted model, not a curated record. Gene Ontology annotation, biological process: central nervous system development; cell fate commitment; regulation of transcription by RNA polymerase II. The transcript is spliced from 16 exons. Gene Ontology annotation, molecular function: DNA-binding transcription factor activity, RNA polymerase II-specific; RNA polymerase II cis-regulatory region sequence-specific DNA binding. Lineage: Eukaryota; Metazoa; Chordata; Mammalia; Primates; Hominidae. Gene Ontology annotation, cellular component: nucleus. The coding region runs from base 3131 to 5539 and encodes 802 amino acids.
AACUUUAGAGCUUAAUGACUUUUGAGGUCUCCUAGUCCAAAUCUUAUGUUUGAAAAAUUUAAAAAGUGAGACUGGAAAGUUGAAAUGACUUGCCCAAGACAACUUGACUAAUUAGAGGUAGACAGCUGCCAUUUGCUACAUGGUUUAAAUAUAAAUACUGAAAUCAAAAGAAGACUGGAAAAGCAUUAUAAAAAAACAUGUCUAACUUGUUUACUGGUCAUUUUAGUGGUUGAGGGGAGAUGGAAUAAAGCUAACACCUGGUAGUCGUGGUAGGGUCUGGGAUUCACAUAAGAUUUUUUUUGGUAACUAUUAACGCUCCAUUUUAAAUAAAUGGAGAUUUUUUUUCCCUGUCAAAAACAAACAACAAACAACAGCAGCAACAACAACAAACUCCAGCAGAACUGGGAAGGUACUAGCAUAGGAUCCAGAAUCUGCAAACCUUUCUUGGUCCAGUCACUGUGUGAGAUACUUUCAUAUGCAUUGUUAUAAUUUACAAUUUAAAUACUAUUUCUAGUGUAGUAAGUUAGUUAACUGUUAUUUUUCCUAGUUUUUGUAUUUGUAGAAAGGGAUCCAAUGUUAUUCAAUUUCAUUAGGUGUUAUGAGACAUAAAAAUUGGUAUAUAAUUGAAAAAUGCAAUACACGUUUGGCAGAAUAUUGUAAGACUGCAAAUUUGUGCUUUAUGCAAACACAGAUAUCACAAAACAAAUAUGGACUAUAAUGUUUAGAUCAAUAUAAAGGCCAUGGUUUGUUUUUGGCACCAUUCAGAAAGUAUUUAGAAAUUUGGGACUAUAUUUAAUCAUAAAGGAGGAAAUAAAAUAACUUAUAAUUUUACCUUAUUAUUUCGUAAUGAAAUUUACUUCCUAGUAAUAUUUUGGUAUAUUUCAUAUAAGCCUUUUAUCUACGUAUGUAUGAGAAGAAAGAACAUGUCUAGCUUGUUUACUGCUCUCUCUCUGGGGCCCAGAAUAGUGCCUGGCUCAUAGAAGGUACUCAAAAAAUAGUUGUUGAGCAAAUGAAAAAAAUUUUCUGCAAGAUUGGAUCAUAUCAUAUAUACAUUUUUGUAUCUAAAAAUUCACUUUAUUGAUUUUUUUAUGUUAAUAGUCUUGGAGAACAUUUUUAAUCACUACAUCAUAUACCAUCAUAUGGAGGUACCACAAUUUGUUUUACCAUUACAUUAGUGACUUAUAGCUUUUCGCUAUUAUAGUACAAAAGUACAUUUAUAAGAAUAUCUUGUUUAUUAUUAAAGUGGUAAAAAUGUUAACAUGGAUGAAAAAUAACUCCCGUGAUUGUAGUAUAAUGAUCUCACCAAACUUCAUCACCUCCUUCAACUUUUUGCUUAAAUGUCUUCUUAGUGAGAUCUACCUAGAGCAUCCUAUUUAAAAUUGCAACCUGCCAAACAUUCCUGUUCUCUCUAAUGCUGUUCUAUUUGUUUCCAGAAACUUUUUCAAUAUUGAACAUACUAUAUAAUUUGUAUAUCUUUUAAAUGUAUUGGCUUUCUUUCCAAGUGGAAUAUAAGGUCUAUAAUGGCAGGUAAUUUUUGACUGUUUUUGUUGCUCAUACUCGCCAGUGUCUUGAACAAUGCCUAGACCAUUAUACAUGUUCAACAAUAUUUAUUGAAUGGUUUAUUGAAACUUUAAAAAAUUGAACUUUUUAAAAAUUUGAUAUUCUUCAGUUUCAAUGGAACUGAAACUGUCUUUUUUUUAAGUUAAGAAUCCUUUUUUCUUCAUGUGGGCAACUCUCAUCAACCAAUUUUUGCACUGGCUAAAACUUCCAUUUUCUCCCUCUGAACAUGUACAUGUUAGCUAGUUAAAUCAAAUCAUGGCACUUGAUUGAAUCUUAGGGCAAUGUUGGAUAAAGUCAAAUGUCAUGUAACAAAUACCCCAAGCUUUUACUUCUUCAAGUCAGUCUGAACUCUGUCUUUAGGUAGAUGGUUUUGGAUGAGAAAUGUCACCAGUAUCACUCCUUAUCCCCUUCCUCAUCUGGAAGUCCUUCUGUUAAGAACCUUAAGGCUUAAGUAUGAACUGGGCAAACUCAGGUUAAUCUGAUUAUUUAUCUAUACUUUGGGAUGAUUUUGCCUUAGUCUUCCCCCAACUAAUAUUGGUCAUAUUCUUAAAAUUUCCUUAGGAAAGACAUUCUACAAACUUCUAUUUACUUUUUCACUGUAUAUGGCUUAUAUUUUCCUUUAAAAAUAAUACAGUACUCAGGAGGCUGAGGUGAGAGGAUCACUUGAGUUUAGGCGUUCAAGGUUGCAAUGAGCUAUGAUAGUGCCACUGCACUCCAACUUGGUCAAUAGAGUGAGACCCAGUUUCUUAAAAUAAAAUAAAAUAAAAAUAAUAUAAAACAAUAAAAAUAUUACUGCUUUAAGUUAUCUGUGGAUGUUAAUUAUAAUCUUUUAUACAGUAGCAAUUUAUAUAGCUACAGUAAUCCCUUAUGUUUAUAUGGUAUUUAUAGUUUCAAAGCUUUUUAAUAAACACGAUCCUGUUUAAUUAUAAAAAUAACCCUAUGAGACACACAGACCUGGUUUAUUAUAUUCAUUUUACAGAUGAGGAACUGAAGCACAGAAAAGUUAAGAGACUUAGUCUAGAUCGUAAAUCUAGGAAGUGGUAGAGUGGCCAAGAAAAAUCUGUUUUCUGAGUUCUACUAGUUCAGUAAUGUCUUUUCUUUCUUUUAGUCACUUUAACCUUCUCUCAUAAUCAUCUUUUGAAUCAUCAUCUUUUUGUUGACCUUUCUUAAAAGAUUCUAUGAAAAUAAAAAAUAAAUGAUUAGAAUUUCAAUUUUUAAAAAAUCUUAUUUUACUUGGUCUACUAGUCAUUCCAGUUCUCAAGGGUUUUCCUUUAGGUUUUUAUGGGGUUUUUUUCCAUAGCCUUUAUCUUUUCCUUAAUUCUGGCUAUGAACAUGGCCUUUUGUAGCAAUUUGUGAAACCACUGGCUGCCAUGUCUGCCUUUUGACCUUAUAGAAGAAAUACAUAAAACAGGAUAUUAAAGAGUUUCAUAAAGCAGAGAAAGGAAAAAAAAAUCUAGGGAACCUUUGGAGUGUGGGAGAACCGUGUCAAAUUUUCAGUCCUUUGAUACUAAUUUAGCUUCAGGUUACUGAGAUCACCUUGGUAGUGAGCCAAUAUGGUCACCAAAUUUGGAUGAGAAUUCCAAAUGCUGAGUGUCUCAAAAACAGUUGUGGAAGAAUGUCUUCCAAGCAAGCCACCUCUCCAUUUGCCUGUGCAGCUGAUGGAGAGGAUGCGAUGACCCAGGAUUUAACCUCAAGGGAAAAGGAAGAGGGCAGUGAUCAACAUGUGGCCUCCCAUCUGCCUCUGCACCCCAUAAUGCACAACAAACCUCACUCUGAGGAGCUACCAACACUUGUCAAUACCAUUCAACAAGAUGCUGACUGGGACAGCGUUCUGUCAUCUCAGCAAAGAAUGGAAUCAGAGAAUAAUAAGUUAUGUUCCCUAUAUUCCUUCCGAAAUACCUCUACCUCACCACAUAAGCCUGACGAAGGGAGUCGGGACCGCGAGAUAAUGACCAGUGUUACUUUUGGAACCCCAGAACGCCGCAAAGGGAGUCUUGCCGAUGUGGUGGACACACUGAAACAGAAGAAGCUUGAGGAAAUGACUCGGACUGAACAAGAGGAUUCCUCCUGCAUGGAAAAACUACUUUCAAAAGAUUGGAAGGAAAAAAUGGAAAGACUAAAUACCAGUGAACUUCUUGGAGAAAUUAAAGGUACACCUGAGAGCCUGGCAGAAAAAGAACGGCAGCUCUCCACCAUGAUUACCCAGCUGAUCAGUUUACGGGAGCAGCUACUGGCAGCGCAUGAUGAACAGAAAAAACUGGCAGCCUCACAAAUUGAGAAACAACGGCAGCAAAUGGACCUUGCUCGCCAACAGCAAGAACAGAUUGCGAGACAACAGCAGCAACUUCUGCAACAGCAGCACAAAAUUAAUCUCCUGCAGCAACAGAUCCAGGUUCAGGGUCACAUGCCUCCGCUCAUGAUCCCAAUUUUUCCACAUGACCAGCGGACCCUGGCAGCAGCUGCUGCUGCCCAACAGGGAUUCCUCUUCCCCCCUGGAAUAACAUACAAACCAGGUGAUAACUACCCCGUACAGUUCAUUCCAUCAACAAUGGCAGCUGCUGCUGCUUCUGGACUCAGCCCUUUACAGCUCCAGCAGCUCUAUGCCGCUCAGCUGGCCAGCAUGCAGGUGUCACCUGGAGCAAAGAUGCCAUCAACUCCGCAGCCACCAAACACAGCAGGGACGGUCUCACCUACUGGGAUAAAAAAUGAAAAGAGAGGGACCAGCCCUGUAACUCAAGUUAAGGAUGAAGCAGCAGCACAGCCUCUGAAUCUCUCAUCCCGACCCAAGACAGCAGAGCCUGUAAAGUCCCCAACGUCUCCCACCCAGAACCUCUUCCCAGCCAGCAAAACCAGCCCUGUCAAUCUGCCAAACAAAAGCAGCAUCCCUAGCCCCAUUGGAGGAAGCCUGGGAAGAGGAUCCUCUUUAGAUAUCCUAUCUAGUCUCAACUCCCCUGCCCUCUUUGGGGAUCAGGAUACAGUGAUGAAAGCCAUUCAGGAGGCGCGAAAGAUGCGAGAGCAGAUCCAGCGGGAGCAACAGCAGCAACAGCCACAUGGUGUUGACGGGAAACUGUCCUCCAUAAAUAAUAUGGGGCUGAACAACUGCAGGAAUGAAAAGGAAAGAACACGCUUUGAGAAUAUGGGGCCCCAGUUAACGGGAAAGUCAAAUGAAGAUGGAAAACUGGGCCCAGGUGUCAUCGACCUUACUCGGCCAGAAGAUGCAGAGGGAAGUAAAGCAAUGAAUGGCUCUGCAGCUAAACUACAGCAGUAUUAUUGUUGGCCAACAGGAGGUGCCACUGUGGCUGAAGCACGAGUCUACAGGGACGCCCGCGGCCGUGCCAGCAGCGAGCCACACAUCAAGCGACCAAUGAAUGCAUUCAUGGUUUGGGCAAAGGAUGAGAGGAGAAAAAUCCUUCAGGCCUUCCCCGACAUGCAUAACUCCAACAUUAGCAAAAUCUUAGGAUCUCGCUGGAAAUCAAUGUCCAACCAGGAGAAGCAACCUUAUUAUGAAGAGCAGGCCCGGCUAAGCAAGAUCCACUUAGAGAAGUACCCAAACUAUAAAUACAAACCCCGACCGAAACGCACCUGCAUUGUUGAUGGCAAAAAGCUUCGGAUUGGGGAGUAUAAGCAACUGAUGAGGUCUCGGAGACAGGAGAUGAGGCAGUUCUUUACUGUGGGGCAACAGCCUCAGAUUCCAAUCACCACAGGAACAGGUGUUGUGUAUCCUGGUGCUAUCACUAUGGCAACUACUACACCAUCGCCUCAGAUGACAUCUGACUGCUCUAGCACCUCGGCCAGCCCGGAGCCCAGCCUCCCGGUCAUCCAGAGCACUUAUGGUAUGAAGACAGAUGGCGGAAGCCUAGCUGGAAAUGAAAUGAUUAAUGGAGAGGAUGAAAUGGAAAUGUAUGAUGACUAUGAAGAUGACCCCAAAUCAGACUAUAGCAGUGAAAAUGAAGCCCCGGAGGCUGUCAGUGCCAACUGAGGAGUUUUUGUUUGCUGAAUUAAAGUACUCUGACAUUUCACCCCCCUCCCCAACAAAAAGUUAUUAAAGAGCCCGCAUGCAUUUGUGGCUCCACAAUUACAUCAGCAGAAUGGUCUUAAUUGUUUCGUAAAGUGUGAGACAGAUUAAGUUUUCCCUGAUUUUUCAUGAACUUGAGUUUUUUGUCGUUAUUGUUAUUGUUGUUGUUGUUGUUUUUUUAAUUUAGGUGAAGACAUAUUAAAUAUGAGACACCAGGACUUGAAACUUAUCUCAACCCGUAGAUGUCUUACAAGUCUUAUAUUUUUGUCUUACUUUUUUUUUCUUUUGGAUGUUGAUAAAGGUUUAAGUUACUGUUUUAGAUGGGGUUAAACAUUCUCACUCAGGUAUGCUGUGCCGGCCUACAGGUUGUGAAUGUGUUUUUAUUCUGAAUUAUUUUAGAAAACAACUGAGGAUUUCAUAUUGUGAAACAGAACAAGUCCACGGCGUGUGCAGCUGCAUGUAGAGCAUAUUGAAAAGGCCUCGGAAUUCCAGUUUUCCAUGUGUAGAGUUAAACUUUGAAUGUGCCAAACUUUUUCAUAACUUUUGAAUCUCAAUAUUUUGAAAGUCUUAAAGGAGACACUGCAAAGUCUUAGACAAUCUUUGGCAUCUUAAAAUAAAAUAGCAAACCAACAUUUUUUUUCCAGAAAAUGGUAAAGUACUCAGGAAUCUGGAGACAAGAUAUUGUAAGGAAUGAACAAGGUUGCCACAGUGCAUGGACCCAAUUGUGUUUGCCUGUUGAUGUGCCAUCAGUGCGUGAUGUGGUAUGACAUACACACACCAGAGCGACCGCCACACUAGAUAUCGACAGAGUGGUCUUCUCUGCCUGAGACCACCUCUCACUACAUCCAUUAUCCCUUUGCCUUUAACCCUGACAUUCAGUCUUAACACAUUUUCUCUUAAAUAAUUUAUUCAUUCCAGAAUGUCAAGGGUCCGCUUACUAUUUAUUUUUUUUCAAUUAUUGGUGGCAUUAAUUUAAUAAUUCUGUUUUUCACCUUCCUUCCCCGAAGAACUUUUCAGUCCUUUUCACCUCCUUCUCCUGUGUACAUAGUGAUUUUAUGUCCCCAGAACACCUGGAAGCAUUUCUGAAACCAAGAUAUUAUUAAAAACCUAUUAUUGUUUUUAAUCAUGAGUAUAUAUCUGGCUGCAGGGCUGUGUAUUGGGAUAUAGGUAUAUAGUCUUAAACAGGUAUGCCCCUGAGGUUCACUGUGACCUCAAGUCUUUUGCCAGAAUUUUCCCCUAAUUCAGUUCACAAGUGGUAGGGUCUGCAUCAGUGGCAUUUCCGCCUGAAUUCAUUCAGCAGCAAGGGUCAACAGUGGUGACUGCCAGACAGGAGAGUCCUGCGGCCAAACCUGAAGCCCAAGGCUUGUGGGCCAUGCAGGAAUCUCAGUGAAGCUGUCAUGGGCUGGCACCUUUACACUGAGUUGCCUUGUCCCAGCUGGCACAUCCAGGGAGUUCAUUGCAAAAUCCCCAGGAUGCAAAAAGCCACAUGACAGCCUCAGAGCAAAGAUGGUGGCAAAUAGUCAGAUACAUCUAGAGAAUGAAAGAAAACGUAAGGGAGGAGAAGGAGGGGAAUACAUUCCCUAUAUGGGAUGUUCCUACUGUUAAUCUGGGGAACAGAUAGCUCCAGGGGCAGCAGAUGAGUUCCUCUGGCUGACUCUAUACCUGUAGCCACAUGGGGACAUGCCUAUGUGUGAACAAGAUGAACUGCACUUAUCACACAAGGAUUUCUCUGGAGACAUGCUGCUGGGGUGAGAAGCAGUGAGGUUUUAUUCCCCAUCUCCUAACUACAGGGAGCUCUGCCAUGCCAUUUCGCCCUUCCUGAAACCAGGACAGGUUGUCUAUCGGGGAGCUUCCCCCAGAGAGGUUUAGUGGGAGAAUGUCAGUGAAUGGGAUAUUUCACCUCAUGGGACAACCCAGAAUCUGAUCACCAGGACAUAGGAACGGCCCCAUCAGAUUUCUUGAGCCAUUUUGUCACUUGGAAGAAAAUAGUGUACCUUUGUAUUUAUUUAAGAGUGCUCAAGGCCUAAUAGCAAUAAACAGGUCUAGCCAAGAAAUUACCAGCUAUUCCGUUAGCUGGGAGUGCUCUCUAUAAGCUGAUUAAGGUACUGAUAGGAACUCUUUGUUAUUCAUGUUGGUUGGGGAUUAGAAAUUUGUUUUUGUACAUUUAUUUCAAAUGAGGAGGAGGUCAUUUUUUCUCUCAAAAAAUGAGUAUUUAUUAUUGUCUUACUGAUUUCUUUGAUUAUAUACCUCUCCUCCUCAGUUCACUCGUUUUUUUUUUUUCUUUCUCUUUGGCUUUUGCUUUUGCUCUCUCUCACUUCUUUCUUAUUUUGUUGCAUUGGUAGAGUGUUGUAUGGCUAGCAUUGUAUUGUAUGUAAUUAAUUUUGCACAAAAGCAAACAUUUAGCAUAGUAGGUUAAUUUUGUUUGUUUUUAUGACCAUGCCAAAAUAAUAUUCUGGGCUGGUGGAGAACAAAGGACUGUUCUUUAGGACUGAAACUUGAUUUUGCUCAUAGUAAGUAAAAAAAAAACAAAAAACACACGCACUCACAGAUGUUGUUUCGUAAGUGUUAUAAGCACUGGAUAUAAAUGGUAUUUUUUAUCACUUCUGACUAAUGUGAAACUGUUGUACGAAAACUACAUGAACAAAAGUCAUCUGUUUCGACUCGUGUGGGCUUGCCUCACAGUUGCCGGAUUUGAGUCAUUUUUAUGUCUUGUUAUUUCAUUUAUUUAUGCAAAAUACAUGUGUGUAUGAACACUUUGUUUUAGCUCCAGCUCUGCCUCAGUACUGGGGUUCAGUUACUUUUAGCCAUGUUCUUAAAAAUGAAAGGCUAUUCAGGAAUGAUCUGAUUGUAAACGUCUCUUUCAUUGGAUCAAACAGUAAUGCUGUAUUUGAAUCUAAAUUUUGUGUAUAAGCAGUUUAUUUAUUAGCCAAGUUUGGCUCUAAAUAUCCAUGGAAAUUAAGAAUGACAAUCAUAGGGAUCACUUCAUUUUAUUUUCAGUGGGGCUUAAACAAAGUUUAUAUGACUUUACCAUCUCAUUUUAGAUUUUUCUAAUUGUGUAAAUAUAACAUAGAAAUAGAAUUUAUUUUUGGUUCAUGAAUACUUACUGAGAUAUAAGUUAUGUAUUUCCUUUUUGUUCUCUAUCCAUAUAUGUUGGUCCAAACUGAAAGUUGAUGAGUCACUGUGCCUCUCGGGGUAGUGAGUUAUCAGCUACAGUGAGAGAGCAGUGUUCGGCAUGCAGCUGGGACAGCAAAACGCUUCACCAGGGUUCUCAUGCAGUUCAGAACCCACUGUCCACAGAUCCAGACAUUUCCCUUUUUUCUUACAGAAAGUUGAUGAUUGGACAUACUAAAUUUCCACUAUGGUUAGGAGACAGUCAGUUUGCUUUGUGAGUCCACAUAAAUCUUCUGAGAUAGUUCUGUGACCAUUUAAUAGCAAGAAGCAUGAAUGCCACUACAAAGGCAAAAAUCCACCUCUGAGAUUGGCCAUUAAUAAAAGUCCCACCACGUCAGUUUAGAUUCAAGAAUGUUAAGCAACUUUGUUUUUGUGGUGCUCCCUAUUUCAUAGUAUCUUCAAAUCAAAGAUAAAAAUUAUCUCCAUUUUGUUAAAGAACUUACAGGAUCAGGGUUCUCCUUGUCACUUAGAAUUGGGACACUGCCAGACAAUCCUCUCCAAAAAAAAAAAAGCCAUAUGGAAUGGAAGGAAAAGGAGAAAAGAAGGAAGAAAGGAAAAAAAUAGGAAGGGAGAGAGAAAGAAAAGGUCGCUUUCCGGAUAUGAGCCGCCAGGCUGACAACUUUUCUAUUUCAUUGGCAGAUAUGAAGCAGUGUCUUUUCCAGUAAGGUAUGGAAGCUUUGUUGUUUUCACGUGUACCCAGCUCAGCCUUUUAGAAGCACAUCGGUUUGCUUCAUUAGGUAUUUGAUACUCUCCAGCCUUGUCCUCAGGCCUGAUUUGAUUUGCCAGGGUCCUGACACCAAAGCCCAGGCCAAGUUUUAAAUUCAGGUGUGGGCUCACAGUGCUAUUGAGCUUGUCGAAUUCUGGCCUCCCCUGAACAUUAGCCCCACGGGAGCCUGAGGGUGUUUGAAAAGGGCGUGAUCACUCUAGGGCUGAAAUUAAAGGCUGCUUUCUUUUCCUUCUGAAGCCAGGCUGCUUCUUCAAAGCACACCCUCCUGAGCCAGGAGCACAGGCACUAGCUGAAAGCAGGGAUUGUUUCAGGAAAGCCCAUUUACCCUCAGUAGGAAGGCAGCCUGGUCACUUGAACAGCACAGCUGAGGCUGCUUCUCUCAAUUUACUCAUUUUGCAAAGAAUUGACCUCUACCAACUCAUUAGGGAGAGGAAAAAGAAUCACUUAGUAAUUUUAAAUCAUAUGAGAAGUCCUGUACCAAGUGCCAACAACUGCAAAGAAAUGCAGCUAGAGGAAUGUAUUGAAAUUAUUACUGGGUCUUCCUUUUUAAUGAGAAAAUGACAAAAAUGGUUGCUGUAGCCCUGCCUGAUGUUGUACACGUUUGUCUAAGAAUUGAGUUGGCACUUAAGCUCACUUCUCAAAGUAUAAUAAUAUUGUAUGACCUCAUUUGUCCUUUCACAAAAGCACUUGCAUCAUUUCCUUAAGUCAUCUGCUCCCUGACAUGUUUUCUUCCCUAAUAAACAACUUCUGUCUGUUAUCCCUGCCAAUGAUGUUCUGUUUCUGAUGCCAUAUCCUAUUGAGCGUGCCCCUGUACUAAUACCAUUGAAAAUAUUGAUAUGCAAACACAUUUCCUUUUCAUCCCCAUUCUAUCUUUCCCUUUGGGGACAGAUUGCUUUCCAAAAGCUCAUGAACAAGUAUUUGGAAUGCUGGUACCUUUGGGGCAGAGGUAAGGGUGGGCGGGAUGGGGGCAGAAAGGUAAUGCUUGAUGCAGAUAACUCUUCUAAUCAGUGUCCGUGGCAAUAUGAACGCUUGAAGAAAACUCAGUGACAUAUCUUGCUCAGUAGUUUCUUAUUCCUGAAGAACCACAAGCAUAAAGUGAGGCCUCAGUGCUGGUGCUCUUGGAGUAUGGGGAAUGUGCAAAUAUUUAACUGUUUUGUAUGCUGCACAUUGCAGGUCUGCUCAUGUGCAUUCUCCCUUUGUCUUCCUUUGUCAUAUGUGUUUUUGCUUUUUUGAAAGUGCAGUCUUUAUUGUACCCUCCUCCAGCUUGUAGCAAAUUAGAAUGCUUAGCAUUUAUGUUCAUUCAUUAUUGUAUUUGCCAUGUAAAAUUUUUAUUACCUUAGACAAGCUUAUAAGCUGUUACUACAUAACUUAUCUUACUGUAACUCUUUUAUUUCCCCCAACGUUGUAAUUUGUUUGUGAUGUAUAUUGUGAAAUUGUAUUCUAUGUUAAUUUAAUCAGCACAAUUCACUGACAUGCUGGACUGACAUGCUGGCUGCUGUUUCAAAGUGUAAAGUUUGUGUAGGGCUGUUGGGACAACUGCAACUCUGUUGUCAAGGUACUGUGCUUUGGUUCCUAUAGCAACACUGGGUGUGGCCCUUGAAUUGCUAAGGGCAUUUAAUACAUCCUGGAGCAAAUUUUAACUGCAGAUUUUCUUUGUAGAAAUUCUAUGUAUAAUGCAGGUACCUACUUGGCCCAUGGCUGUUAACUAUUUGGGCAAUUAGAAAAAAAGAAAAAAACAUAUAAACUAGUGUCUAUUGCUGCUUUGAAUAUGUUUGAAAGUCUGAAAAUGUAAAUAGUUUAUCAAAAAAAAAUCUUGUACAGUCCAGUGUAAAGUUUUUAAAUGACCUUAAGGGUUGCCAUCACAUCUUUCUCACACUCUCCUCUUGAUAAUAAUAAUAAUAAAAAGUUUGCUAAGGAUUAAAGAAAUGGGAAAAAUAAAAAAAAAUCUCUUCAAAUUUACAGGAAUGAAUCAUUGUUCUUAGCUUUGUUGCAUACACAAACUUCUUGGAUUUUGUUGUGCAGUAUUGACGUGAGAUAAAGCUCAACAUUGAAUAAUCUUUCAGUGGUACUUUUCAAAGUCUUCCCCUCCUCUGCCUCAUAAUUAAGGGAAAAGACAAAAUUGAAAGACACACUGUCUUUAUCUAUCCUGGUGUAUGUUGGCACCUUAGCUACUUUUUUUUUUUUCCUUUUUGCACAAGGUGCUUUCCUGAUAUGUUCAACAUGCCAUCUUUGGGUGAUAAUGUAUAUGCCGUGAUGGGGCUCAGGCCCCUUAGGGGAGUGUCUAUAAGAACUGCCUAUUUAUGCUCAUUUACCUCAAGACUGUCCUCUCUACCCUAAUCUAGUUGUCAUCACUCCAUCUUUUGUACUGCUGUUGACACUUACAAAUUAAAGAUAAAUUUUGUUU